Molecule: messenger RNA, 1941 nt
Organism: Tachysurus fulvidraco (yellow catfish)
Lineage: Eukaryota; Metazoa; Chordata; Actinopteri; Siluriformes; Bagridae
Gene: htr6
Product: 5-hydroxytryptamine (serotonin) receptor 6
Exons: 3
Coding region: 334-1734 (466 amino acids)
Biological process (GO): G protein-coupled receptor signaling pathway, coupled to cyclic nucleotide second messenger; chemical synaptic transmission
Cellular component (GO): membrane; dendrite
Molecular function (GO): neurotransmitter receptor activity; G protein-coupled serotonin receptor activity
Source: RefSeq, a predicted model, not a curated record
GAAACAUACUUGACAAGCACGGGAUUACUCACAUUGGUGCUAAGCUUGGAAGAAGCCAGACAUAGACAGGCAAUGUGCAAUUUUACCACUCAGCUUUUCUCUGAACUGAAUUCUUCCACUUCUGAAAGCAAUAUCAGGAAGCUGUUCUAAGCAUGCUAGAAAGAGACUGGAGGGGAUUUUCACAAAUACAGGAUGCUAUCUCUGCUUACCUGAGAGGCAUGUGACCUGUAGGCUUUCUGAACCAGGUGAACUGGAGAUAUCUGUAUUGGCACCUUGUCUCCAUGUGGCUGAAAGACAACAGAUGAGACCAGACACUACAAGCGGGAUUGUACGAUGAGCGGCUACAGGCUUUCAUUAGCAGAAGCUGUGGAUCAUAACCUUAACAAGAGCAACGUUCAUACCAAUGAUGUGUGGAGCAUCAGUGGAAGUGGUCCAUGGCUCCUGGCAGUCAUUAUGUCCCUCAUUAUUCUGAUGACAGCUUGUGGGAACAUCCUGUUAAUAGCACUGGUGCUUGCCCACCGGUCAUUACGCUGCACGUCAAACUGCUUUCUUGUGUCCCUCUUUCUAUCUGACUUGAUGGUAGCGCUGGUGGUUAUGCCUCCUGCCAUGUUGAACGUGCUCUGUGGGACAUGGGUACUCUCUCCCGGGUUCUGCCCGGUCUGGCUUUGCUUUGACGUCAUGUGCUGCAGCGCCUCCAUCCUGAACUUAUGUGUGAUCAGCCUGGACCGCUACCUCCUCAUUAUCUCUCCAUUACGCUAUAAGCAGCGAAUGACCCCUCCCCGGGCUUUGCUGCUUGUGGGUGGUGCCUGGGGUUUGGCAGCACUAACUUCCUUCCUGCCAAUUGAGAUGGACUGGCACAGUCUGGGCCGUACGCAGGACCAUUCCGGGCAUGACAUAAUCAACACCACUGUCCCAUGGUUAAGCUCUUACUACCCAACUUCAUACUUCCAGAUCUCCAACUCUGGCAUGCUGUCUUUGCAAUGCCGCCUGCGUGUCACGUUGCCUUUUGCCUUGGUUGCCACUUUCCUCACUUUUUUCCUUCCAUCGACGGCCAUUUGUUUUACUUACUGCCGCAUCCUACUGGCCGCAAGGAGGCAGGCACGUCAAGUAGAAGCUCUUACAUAUCCUCCGUACCCACAACAUUCACCUGGAGAACCGUCCCGUCCUCCAUCACUUGGACAUGCUGCUCAAGAAAUAGAUGACUACAGCCAACAGGAUCCUCCAGUGAUUCACCAGGCUCCGCUGUCAGUAAACAGCGAAAGGCGUCUGGCUCACAGACAGGGAAAGAAGGCGCUGAAGGCUAGUUUAACACUUGGAGUGCUGUUGGGGCUGUUCUUCAGUGCAUGGCUGCCCUUCUUCAUCACCAAUAUGGCACAGGCUGUUUGCGAGUGUGUGCCUCCUUCACUAUUUGAUGCCAUUACUUGGCUUGGUUACUGUAACAGCACCAUGAACCCGAUUAUCUACCCGUUGUUCAUGAGGGAUUUUAAGAGAGCAUUAGGGCGAUUGUUGCCCUGCUGCUGUUCCUCUCACAUCCGUAGAAGGCCAUCUCCUCCACUCUCCCUUUCUCUGCGCAAUUCAGGAGAGCCUCAGUUACAGAUAGAGCCACCAUCGACUGCUUCAGACCCGCCACAGCCACCUGCUACAGCCACAGACGCUGUAAACCUGCUUGACGCAGAACACGCCGAGAUUCACCUGCCUUUACUUCUGCCCAACCAGGUAGAUACGCUGGACUGAAAGUGCCCCUACUGAAAAACACAUGGUGGACAUAUGAAUGCAUAUAGCUUACACAUGAAAUGAACUAAGACAGAAUGAAAACAUGGCAGUAAGUGUUAACAUUCUAUUAAGGCCGGCUUGUUGAAAUCGUCACCCUUGCCGAAACCGUGUGGGGGUGGUGUUAAGACAACCAAACCAAGACAUCACAAUGUGUGGAUGAGCAUGCAC